CCUGUUAUAGUACCCAUAACAAUGCCGACCGCCAGCGCCUGAUUUCUCUCACGCCAUUUCUUGUUCACCGGUGGGCGGCUUUGGGUUGCAAGUGGCAUGUCGGGGAUGCCUCGUAUAGCCUCGCUGGCCUUGUGCCUGACCACUGCCGCGCUGUUCCAAUCAGCGAUUGCACUCGACAGUCACGGGGCGGCAAUCUCGACAAAUUUCCCAGAUCCUGGCUUGGCGCAAACUGAAGACGGUCAUUGGUAUGCCUUUAGCACUCAAAAUGAGAAAGUCAACGUCCAGCUCGCCUCAUCGACCGAUUUCGUGCACUGGCAGCUCCAUGAAGGCUACGAUGCCCUUCCCACGUUACCGGCAUGGGCGAGACCAAAUCCUCACGCCCACGUCUGGGCGCCCGACGUGAAUCAACGACCUGAUGGCAUCUGGGUCAUGUACUUUGCCGCUGUCGGACGGGCUCAUCCGAAGAAGCACUGUCUGGGAGCUGCUACAUCCCCCAAUGUGACCGGUCCGUACACUCCUUUGGAAGUCACGCUUGUGUGCGACCUUCCUGCAGGGGGCAAUAUUGACCCGAACCUCUUCCGGGACCCCGUCGAUGGCCAGAACUAUCUCGUUUACAAGACUGACGGGAAUACCAUUGGCCAUGGAGGAGCCUGCUCAAACACGAACAAGCCUGUCGCGCCAACUCCUUUGAACCUGCAAUUGAUGGAUUCAAAUGAUCUCGUCACGCCUAUCGGCCCGCCGGUAUUUUUAUUUUCUAAUAUAGGCGCCUUCCGAGAGGACGGGCCCAACGUCGAACGACCUUGCAUGGUGUUCCAGGAUUCGACCUACUACCUCCUCUACAACGCGCAAUGUUACGCCGAAUUGGAAUAUCAUAUCGACUUUGUGAGUUGUACUGUUGGCGUCGAUACGCACAAUGGCGUUCUUGGGUGCGACUGGAAAGCCUUGAAGCAGGAGCAACAGACAUGGCGCAACCGUACGCUGUUGCGCACCGGUGACACCAUCUCCGGUUUCACCUUGCACGCCCCGGGCAGCAUGGAUGUCAGCCCUGGUCAACACAAGGUGGUUUUCCACGGCGACAUCAACCUCGAAUGGUUCAAAAGGAAUCGCCGGCCUAAUGUUCCUCGAGUGCGUGCCAUGUACGCUGCUGAGAUCGAUUUUGCCCAAUCGAGUCUGCAUGUCACCAGACUCAACUGAAGCCCUGUUUUUCGAUUCUUGCAUCAUGUAUAGACGAGCGGUUGUCACGCGGCACCUGCUUACUCCUUGCUUUUAGCGACUAGACUCAAAAAUCUCACUUCCAGGCGCCAGAUUUCUGUUGGCAUGAUCCUUUGGCGUGAUUUUCGUCAUCAUAAAUAGCUUCUCACAAGAUUUUCCAUUGGUCAGCCGAACGACGAGUCUGCCUCACUCCGCUGACGGAGAGAUGUCGCUGAUGUCGAAUCCUACUCGUACGGAGUGCUCCU
Molecule: messenger RNA, 1457 nt
Organism: Exophiala oligosperma
Lineage: Eukaryota; Fungi; Ascomycota; Eurotiomycetes; Chaetothyriales; Herpotrichiellaceae
Exons: 1
Coding region: 97-1194 (365 amino acids)
Biological process (GO): carbohydrate metabolic process
Molecular function (GO): hydrolase activity, hydrolyzing O-glycosyl compounds
Source: RefSeq, a predicted model, not a curated record